GAGUCGGAGCGGUCGGAGGCCUUUAUGGCUGUGGAAUGCCGGAAAGUGCGUGAGUGCAGCCGCAGGGACGUUUUCUUCUGUUUUCCAGAUCUUGGGGUCUGGAGGCGAUGAAGUAUGCUCUGGCCAGGGACUACCGGGUAUGUUAUGUAUAAAAGGGGAUACUUUCCCUAAUAAAUGAAAAUGGCCAAUUCUUUAAGAGGAGAAGUACUGAAUCUUUAUAAAAAUCUGCUGUAUCUUGGACGAGACUAUCCAAAAGGAGCAGACUAUUUUAAAAGGCGUCUGAAGAAUGUUUUCCUAAAAAACAAAGAUGUGAAGGACCCACAGAAGAUCAAAGAACUUAUUGGACGGGGCGAAUUUGUAAUGAAAGAGCUAGAAGCUUUAUACUUCCUUAGGAAAUACAGAGCGAUGAAACAACGCUAUUAUUCAGAUCAACAAAACUAACUGAUCACUAUUACUAUAAUUUGACUGGAAUUCAGUGCCAGCUGUUUAUGUAUACCAGAUAUGAUAACAGUAACUGUAACUUAAGAUGGCAAGAUAUACACGUUACGUAAAUAAUACCUGAGCUGCCUUAAUGAACUAAAAUAGGCUUCAGCUUCUGUUCACAGAGCUUUAUCAGCAACCCUUUAUGUUUAAUUUUUAUACAAAAUCAGCAAUAUAGCCAACUACAAAUUAAAAAUUAAUGAGUACCCAAUUUUGAAUGAAAAUAUAACGUACUUAAAAUAAUUUGAGCUCAAUGAUUUUUUUUACCAGUUAUUCUUAGCCCAUUUCUCCAUUUUACUGACAAGAGAAUCUCAUUUAAUACAUUUAACUAAGCAAAAUAAUUUCUUGCACAUUUCUUUCCCUUAACUUUUGAAGGAGUACCACCUUAUUUUUGAGCACAUUUGGUACAUUAACAGCACACAUUUAAGGUUCACCACAAAACAAAUAGCACACGGUAAUGAUUUAAGUGCAGUUAUAGAAGUAAUAUGUAUGGGGUAAGAUUAUUUCUGAUCUUGAAGUAGGCUGCCAGUGACUGGCAUUAUAUAUACCUAUUUAGUAUCUUCCAUUAUUAAUUUUGCUGCUGGCUCCCUUUGGGUCUUAAAACAAAUCACCUGCUGUGUAUCAAUUACCUUUACUGAUAAAAAGUAAUAAAUAAUGUUAUUCUGUUCUUUCAUCAUUAAGGCAGAUGUGUUUUGCAUCUACUUCUAAAUGAGUUAACACAGUAAUGGACCUAAAUCUAACAUGGUUUUAAGCAAACACUUAAACGUUUACAUAAUGUUCACAGCACCCUUCACAAAUAAAGAACAUAAACGCAUAAGCUGCAAAAGAUUCACUAAUACAGUGUCUGUGGCUUAUAAGAUAUUCCAUAUCAACUGUGGGGCAGAUGUUUGAAAUUUCCAUCAAGAAGUACACACUAUCAUAGUCACCAUAACUAUUUUUAUUACAUUACAAUAAUUAGGAGCAGUACAGUUCAUGACAAAAAUAUUACAAAUUUCAGAUCACUUCACAGCACAUACUCCUAUAAACAUUUAAAAGUUAAUUUUAAUUAAAAGAGUGGUCAUUUUUAAAUUUAAUGUUUGAUAUGACCAACAUUCCUAGGUCAGCGCAACCAAAUGAUGGAAAACAACUGGAUCACACUGCAUAUGUCCCACAAAAAAAAGCACAAUGUACAAAAUGUGCAUGUUUCAGUUUACACUAUACAAAAAUAGUUAAAAUACAUUCCAGGUAAACAUGUUACAUUAAGAAAUAGUACUAGUAAGAAAUUGGCACUCAAAGGAAAAAUGCAAAAGUAUUUUCAACAUGAAAACACAAGACAGUGGAACUGGAAACUUCUGGAUAAAACAUUACAUAACCCAUUUAGCUUACGGGAAGGGGCCCUCUGUAAUGGAAUUUCUGUAAGUAAGAACUUUGUUUUUUCCUAAAUUCAUCUAAAUUGCCUAUCAUCAUCCCAAACAGGCACUUAAAACUAUUAAACUAAAAACAUUUACUAAUCUAGUUAUGACUAUUCUUCAAGAACUGAUGUAAAUAAUAUCUUUAGGAAGAAAUGAUUUUCAUUUUCUGAAGGAAUUUACAGCUACCAGUUGUAUGCUGUUCAAUUUCUCAAUGCAAAUUUCAUGCUACCCAAUACUAAUACAGAAGUUAUUAAAUAUAAAUUCAGUUUUAAAGUAACUGGUUUUUUAAAAAUCAUUAAAACAGUUACCAAGAAAUUACUUUUUGACAAUGGAAAUGACAGUUUUUAUUGCCUACCAACAAAACGUGUAUUGUUUAGAAAAAAAUGGUUAGAAGAUAAAAAUCACUGGAACACAAAUGAGAUAAACUUAUGCAAACUGCAACUGAACAUGCCUCACAAACUUUCUAUAUAUAUUAGGACAAAAUUGUGCAAUGGUGGCAAAGAUUCUGAUAACCUGUAUAAGUUAGGUUCUAAAUUCCUAUGCAGUGUGACUCAGUUAAAACAGAGCCUAGAAUUCCUAACUGGGAAUAUUCACUCAAAUUAUACUACCUACUUCUACAUUCUUCCACAAACAUGUUAAUGUCUAAGACUAUGUAAUUUAGCAAUUUUUUCAACUCCAAGGAUUUUUAUCUUUAAGGCCGUAAUAAUUACAUAAUAUUUCUUUCUAGGAUUAUCGCUCCCCUUUUAAAAUCUCUACAAAAACAAACCUUUUGUCAAACCAUUCAAAAUUCACAUAAUAAAGGAUAAUUACCACUGCCUAAAAAAAGUUGCCCAGGUACAUUAAAAAUUCAAGAGUCCUAAAAAUCCCUCAGUUAUGCACUGCAAUUCCUGAAGUAUGGCCAUUUCUUUCUCUUGUGUAGAAACAAGAGGAAGUACUAUAUAAAGUCUUAACACCCGAUCUAGAUAAUGUUCCAUAAACCUGUAGUUUAGCAUAGCAUUUCACAAGUUGGACUGAUUUUUACACAAAAAUUUCCUUUUCUGUGAUUUAGUUCAGGCAUCUGUUUAUUCACACCCAGAUAAAUGAAACUAUUUUUGAAUUCAAUAUUUAAGUCUAUUUUAAUUAUGAUACAAAGAGACCAACUACAAUAUUACACACUUGGGAAUUUUAAUGUUAUCAUCUGACAUAUGAUUUAAUGUGUACUACAACUGUCCCAACAAAAUCACAUAAUUAUCCCAAAUAAAAAACAAUAUAGUCAAGUUUAUUCCUUUAAAAUAAUGAAGUAAAGUGAUUUAUAUAAAGUAGCUUGAUUAAACAGCUUUACUGGAAUCAGAGCAAAACAAUUAUUUUAGAUCUGGAAGAAACCUUAGAGACUAUCUCCCUACUCUGCCAAACUAAAAUAUGCAUGUUAUCUCUGGGUCAUGUGCCAAAUGCCUAAGAUAUUACAGACCACUCUAAGAUAUCAGCACUACGUAAGGAGAGGGAUUAUGUCCCUUGUUGGGGAUACUGUAAUAUCCCCAGUGCCUUGUGUAGUACCUGGCAUCCAACAGGCACUCAGACUUUUGCUGUAAAAAUUAAUUCUGCUAAAAAGUAAGCUUUAUGAAUUAAAUUUUAAAGUAUUUUUCAUUGUAAGAAGAUUUUACUUAUUAAAAUAAUGGAAUGUAUCACUGUUACCAGGGCUAAUCCUAGUUUUAGAUUAUCUAAGGAAAUCUUUCAGUAUUUCUGAAUUAAAUUUAUUAAAUUCUACUGGAUAGGGUCUGUUUAUUCAUAGCAGGUAUGAAAAUUCCUACUUUUCCUACUUAGUCACUAGUAGACCAGGUAGCAAAUAGAUGAUGUUCAAAGGAUCAAAAUUAAAUUGCAAUAGCGACCAUCUGAAAAUUAGUUUAUUAAGUCAAAUCCUACUACAGUAUCUGUCAGAUUAUGUUGAGCCUUCAUGGAGAUAUCCAAAGCAGUAAUAAAUCUUGAGGUUAGGGGAAUUAGAAGAAUUAAAAGAAAAAGCGUCAAGUCAUGGGGCAUGUAGAAGGGUAGGCAGGCAAGGUGACACUAAUAUGGGAGAGGAGUACUGCUACUGGAGAACAGAUACUCAAAAAUAAACUUCACCUCUUGCACAACUUUGUCUGAGACUGGCGCUGAAGAUAGUAACACAGUUAAAAAGUUACAGAUUGUGCUGAGAUUGACAGAUAGAUAUAUCCUUAUGUAAACUGAAUGUAAAUCACAUAGUUGUAUGCUAGCUAUAGCCUUUGAGAUGACUUAUUUUAACAUGAAGAAAUGGAUAGUAAGUGAUUUGCCCAAAACUGAAGUUGUAAAAGACAUGUAACUAGAAUUUAAGUCACCUUCCUCCUAGUCCAGUGAUAUCUUCACCUCAAUACACCAUCUCACUUCAGAUAUUUAAAAAUACAUUUUAAAAGCACUGAAAGAAUCACUGUUAUUAUUUUAUUAUUUAAGUAUUAGAUAUUCUUAAAUAUGGACCAUACUUGUAUGUAUGAAAUGUUACUUCAGCCAGUGUUGAGAACAAGCCAAUACUAAAGAUUUUGAAACUUUUUCACUUCACUGUUUAAAAAAAAUUAGUCUUGCCAUCCCCUACCCUGAAAUCUUAUUUGAAAUUAUGUUUUUAAAAAGUUUUUUUAAAAAAAAAAAAAA
This is a messenger RNA of Ailuropoda melanoleuca (giant panda), 4508 nucleotides long. It is a transcript of the gene ETFRF1, whose product is annotated as electron transfer flavoprotein regulatory factor 1. Gene Ontology annotation, biological process: respiratory electron transport chain. The transcript is spliced from 3 exons. The record is from RefSeq and is a predicted model, not a curated record. Bases 175 to 441 code for a protein of 88 amino acids. Gene Ontology annotation, cellular component: mitochondrion. NCBI's taxonomy places the organism in Eukaryota, Metazoa, Chordata, Mammalia, Carnivora, Ursidae.